Messenger RNA from Alternaria incomplexa, 2904 nucleotides. RefSeq names its product Alanine--tRNA ligase (gene ALA1). The transcript has 3 exons. Gene Ontology annotation, molecular function: amino acid binding; alanine-tRNA ligase activity; ATP binding. Lineage: Eukaryota; Fungi; Ascomycota; Dothideomycetes; Pleosporales; Pleosporaceae. Bases 1 to 2904 code for a protein of 967 amino acids. The record is from RefSeq and is a predicted model, not a curated record. Gene Ontology annotation, biological process: tRNA modification; alanyl-tRNA aminoacylation. Gene Ontology annotation, cellular component: mitochondrion; cytoplasm.
AUGUCGCUCGUUGAAGAGAAGCACGAAUGGGGCGCCGUCCGCGUGCGCCAGACUUUUCUGGACUACUUCAAGGAGCGCGGACACACGUUUGUGCCUUCCUCAUCCGUCGUGCCCCUCUCCGACCCCACCCUCCUCUUCACCAAUGCGGGCAUGAACCAGUACAAGGCCAUCUUCCAAGGCACCGUCGACCCCUCGUCCGACUUCGCACAGCUCAAGCGCGCCGCCAACUCGCAAAAGUGCAUCCGCGCCGGUGGAAAGCACAAUGACCUCGACGAUGUGGGCAAGGACAGUUAUCACCACACCUUUUUCGAGAUGCUGGGCAACUGGAGUUUCGGCGACUACUUCAAGACGGAGGCGGUAGGCUUCACCUGGGAGCUGCUCACAAAGGUCUACGGCAUAGAUCCCAAGAGGUUAUACGUCACAUACUUUGAGGGCGUGCCAGGUGAGCUGGAGCCGGAUCUGGAAGCCAAGGAGCUGUGGAAGAGCGUGGGUGUACCGGAAGACCACAUCCUGCCUGGUGACAUGAAAGACAACUUCUGGGAGAUGGGUGAUCAGGGCCCAUGUGGACCUUGCUCCGAGGUACACUACGAUUUGAGGGAGCCAGUCAACGGGGAGUACAGGAACGCUGCGUCGCUCGUCAACAUGGACGACCCCGAGGUCAUCGAGAUCUGGAACAACGUCUUCAUGCAGUACAACCGCGAGCCCGACCGAUCACUACGACCGCUACCGAACAAGCACAUCGAUACCGGUAUGGGAUACGAGCGAUUGGUCUCAGUGCUGCAGCACAAGAAGUCCAACUACGACACCGACGUCUUCACACCACUGUUCAAGAGGAUACAGGAGAUUACUGGAGCGCGGGAAUACAGGGGCAACUUUGGGGACCAGGACCCAGAUGGUAUCGACACUGCAUACCGCGUCGUCGCGGACCACGUUCGCAUGAUGAGCUUUGCCAUUGCCGACGGUGGUGUACCGAACAACGUCGGUCGGGGAUACGUCGUCCGCCGAGUGCUUCGGAGAGGUGCACGAUACGCGCGCAAAUACUUCGAGACGGAAAUCGGCGACUUCUUCUCCAAGAUCGUACCUACGCUGGUUGAACAGAUGGGCGACAUGUUCCCCGAGAUCAAGAAGAAGCAACAAGACAUCAUGGAGAUUCUGGAUGAGGAAGAGAAGGCAUUCGCCAAGUCGUUAGAUCGCGGCGAGGUCAUCUUCGAAAAGUACGCGCAAAAGGCCAAGGUCAAGGGCUCGGAUGAGCUGCCAGGAGACGAUGUUUGGCGGUUAUACGACACCUACGGUUUCCCUGUUGAUCUGACGAAGCUAAUGGCUGAAGAGCGCGGCUUGAAGAUCAAGGACGAGGAGGUUGAGGCCGCACAAGAAAAGGCUCGCGAAGCUAGCAAGGGAGAUAAGAAGGCUGGUGCCGUAGUCGUCAAGUUCGACGUACACGACCUUGGUGCGCUGGAGAAUAUGCCCGAAGUCCCAAAGACCGACGACUCCGCCAAGUUUGGCCGCGAAAACAUCACCGCUGCCAUCAAGGCGAUAUAUCACAACAAGAAGUUCCUCAAGAGCACUAAAGAGGUACCGGAAGGCGAGCAGUUCGGUGUCUUGCUUGACAAGACAAACUUCUACGCCGAGCAGGGUGGUCAAGAAUUCGAUACUGGAAGGUUACUUGUAGAUGGCGAGGCCGAGAUCAGUAUCGAGAACGUGCAGGUAUAUGCCGGCUACGUGUUGCACACUGGAUACAUCAAGUACGGCGAGUUGAGCGUAGGCAGCGAGGUUAUUGCAGAGUUCGACGAGCUCAGGAGACAUCCCAUCCGCAACAACCACACCGGUACUCACGUUCUCAAUUACGCUCUUCGGGAAGUCCUUGGUAACGAGGUCGACCAGAAGGGUUCUCUAGUCGCACCAGAGAAGCUGCGUUUCGACUUCUCGCACAAGGCUGGUCUGUCAGAUGCGGAGCUAGACAAGGUCGAGAAGAUAUCCUCCGAGUACAUCAAGCAGGAUUCACAAGUCUACGCCAAAGAAGUACCACUCGCAUCUGCAAAAGAGAUCCGUGGUGUCCGAGCCGUCUUCGGCGAGACCUACCCCGACCCCGUCCGCGUCGUCUCCGUCGGUGUCCCAGUCGAAGAGCUCCUCAGCGACGUCAAGAACGAGAAGUGGGAAAAGCUCUCCAUCGAAUUCUGCGGCGGCACCCACGUCCUCAAGACAGGCGAGAUCAAAGAACUCGUCAUCCUCGAGGAAUCCGGCAUCGCCAAGGGCAUCCGCCGUAUCGUCGCGGUAACCGGCCAAGAAGCCUACAACGUCCAACGCAUCGCGCGCGAAUUCCAAGAACGCGUCCAAGCCAUGGGCAAGAUGGCUUUUGGUCCCGCCAAGGAAGCCGAAGCGAAGAAAAUCGGCGUCGACCUCAACAACCUGACCAUCUCUGCCAUAGCAAAGACCAAGCUGCGCGAGGAGUUCGCCAAGAUCCAAAAGAGCAUUCUGGACGAGCAGAAAACUGCUGCGAAGGCUGAUAACAAGCGUGUGCUCGAUGAAGUGACCAAGUUCUUCGAGGACGACAGCAAGAAGUUCAUGGUGAAGAAGCUGGAGUGGUCGAGCACGGUUAACAAGGCUAUCAGCGAGGCUAUCAAGACUGUCUCUGGUCCGAAGAGUGCACUCAAGGAUCGGAGUUUGUAUCUUUUCUCUGCUUCGCCCGAGGAGGGUAAGGUUGUGCAUGGGUGUUAUGUUAGUGAGCCGUUCAAGAACGCAGGCGCCGACGGACCCAAAUGGGCCGCUGCUGUUACUCCCAUUAUCGGUGGUAAGGCGGGUGGCAAGCCGGGCGCUCCUACUGCGAUUGGCCAGGGUACGAAUGCGGAUAAGGUUGAUGAGGGUGUUGCGGAGGCGACGAAGUUCAUUGAGAGUCUUAAGCUCUAA